Molecule: messenger RNA, 2341 nt
Organism: Mugil cephalus (flathead mullet)
Lineage: Eukaryota; Metazoa; Chordata; Actinopteri; Mugiliformes; Mugilidae
Product: golgin subfamily A member 6-like protein 6
Exons: 1
Coding region: 212-2122 (636 amino acids)
Source: RefSeq, a predicted model, not a curated record
UAUCGACUGGCGAUAAGUGAGACAUAGAGAGAUUACCUGCGAGAGACAACCUGUGAGAGACCUUGACACAAUCUAUAUCAGACAUCUACAAACUUUGUUAUAGACCUCGACACAGUCUAUAUCAGACAUCUACAAACUUUGUUAUAGACCUUGACACAGUCUAUAUCAGACAUCUACAACUGAUUCUACAUUGUCUUUGUGACCCGCAUCAAUGGCCCAAAGAUACUACCCAAUCCAUAGGCAGGAGUCUGCAAUGACUCCUCCUCAAAAUAACCCCCCCCCACGAUUCUUUGCAUUCACCGGGGACGAAACUGACCUCGACUUGUGCCUUGAGGAAGUCCGCGAUCUGCGGCGUCAACUGAAAUCACUGCGCAAGCAGAACAACGGGCUUGUCAGUGAAAAGAACAAACUCCACAACGACUACAGCUCCAUGAGGCGCGAGAAUGAAAGGCUGAAGGGUCUGCUGGAGAAGCAGAGAAACACCACAGCCAACAAGAAGGACAAGACACCUUCACAGAGUCACAGCACCAUAUUGAGCAAGCUCCAGCUGGAGGUGAAUGACCUGAAGAAGGAACUCGGCCAAAGAGACUCACAAAUCCUUCACUUCCAGAAGGAGAAGGAGAGUUUGUCUGCAAGCUUGAGUGAGACCAGAGAUCUGCUGGCUGAGAAAGAAAAGAUAGAAGAAGAGAGUAAGGCUCUGGAGGAGCAGAAGAAACAACGGAGGAAGGAAAGGAGAGAAAUCAUUUACAAGGAAGCAGACCAGAGUGCUCAAGAACUUGAAGACAAGAAUAAAGAAAUUGAGGAGAAAAAGAAGCAGCUGGAGGAGACUAAGAAAGAAAUGUUAAAAAGUCAACAAGAACUGAGAGAGAAGAGCACUGAGAUGGAGCAAAAGACGAAAGAAUUGGAGAAGAAAAACAAACAGCUGGAGGAGACUAAGAAAGAAAUGUUAAAAAGUCAACAAGAACUGAGAGAGAAGAGCACUGAGAUGGAGCAAAAGACGAAAGAAUUGGAGAAGAAAAACAAACAGCUGGAGGUGACUAAGAAAGAAAUGUUAAAAAGUAAACAAGAACUGAGAGAGAAGAGCGCUGAGAUGGAGCAAAAGAUGAAAGAAUUGGAGAAGAAAAACAAACAGCUGGAGGAGACUAAGAAAGAAAUGGGGAAGAAAAUGAAAGCUCUGAAAAACCAGAGUGAAGAUGUGGAGCGAGAAAACAUGGAACUGAAGGAAAACGUUCAACAUCUGGAAGAGACCAUGAAAGAAAUGGAAAAGAGAAGUAAAAAACUGACAGAGAAGAACCAAGAGUUGGAGCGAGAGAAGAACGAUCUGGAGACGAGAAAUAAAGCCACGGUGGAGAGAAGUGAAGAACUAAACGGUAAAGUUAACGACUUAACUGAAAGGAUGAAAGAACUGGAGGAGAAAAAUAAAGAACUGGAGGAGAAAAAUAAAGAACUGGAGGAGCAGAAGAGAGUAAUGGAAGAGAAAAUGAAAGAAGUGGAGGAGAGUAGGAACAAGACUCAGGAGACAAGUAAAAGACUGAAAGAGGAAAACAAUGAUUUGGAAGAGGAGAAAAAAGACCUGGUGGAGAAAAACAAAGGUCUGGAGGAGAAUAUGAAAGAAAUUCUAGAAAAAAAUGAAGAAGUGAAGGAGAAGAAUGAAGGUCUAGAGAAAGAGAGAAAAGAAAUGGAGGAGAGGAAUCAAGAAAUGGAGGAGAAAAUUAAAGAGCUGAGGAAGAGGAAUAGUGAAAUAAUGGAGAGGAAUAAAGAACUAAAGGAGAAUAAGAAAGAGAUGAUGGAGAAAAAUAACGAACUGAGGACGAAGAAGAGAGAAGCAGAAGAAAAAUACAAAGAACUGAAGGAGAGGAUCAGAGAAAUGGAAGAGGAAAAGAAAGAAAUAGAGAAAAGGAAUAAAGACUCUGAGGCAAAGGAAGAGACAGAGGACAAAGACAUUGAGCCCACAACGUCAAACAAGGAAGAACAGAAGGAGGAGGAGGAGGGGAAGAAGAAGAAGAAGAAGGGCUUCUGGAGUUGGCUCCGAAGAAAGAACAAGGUCAGUUUUGUGAGAGUGGAAGAGGAGGCUCCGAGUUGUUCAGCAGCUCCCUCCACCUCUUCUCCAUCUUUCAUCUAAAAACCUUCUGUCACUCUUCCUCCACCUCAACCAUCCUCACCUCUCCAUCCUCUCCACAGACCUACCUCUACCAGACCUCCACCACCCUCCUUCCAUUACACUACUCCCCUCUUGAAAUCAACCCCCCACCCCACACUCCCCCCACCCCUUUGUGCACUAUCCCCGUGUUCUUGUGGGUUUUCCCCGGGUUCCUCCGGUUUCCUCCCACACCAACACAAA